CCCCGCCUGCCUCUCGCCCGCGCCGCGGAGGGCCCUCGUGCAGGCCGGGGCGCCGGGCGCCUCCCGGCAUGGCCUGGGCAGCGCCGCAGUCCGCGGCCGAGGGUCUCGCUGCGCCAGCAUGAAGGCGACCUUCCACGUGCUGUAUUGGGAGGGCGGCGAUCCUGUGUCGGUGUCGCUCAAGAGUCAUGGCGCUCCGUCCCUUUGCAAGCAGUGCGACGGGGUGCGGAGGCCGUGGCGAUUCAGGCUGGACAACCUGUUCGCGUCCAUCCGCUCGUGUGGUAAGGAGGGCGGCGUGUUCCGCAAGGAGCUCGUUGAUUUCACCUGCCUGUCGCCCUGCUCUGCGAUCCGCUACGAUCUCCGCAGCUUCCACCACUGGCUGAUCGACGAGAACACCAAGGCUCUGACAGAGCAGAACGUCCUCGGCACCGCUAUCAAGGUCGACCGCGGCCUACUGGACAGCAGGGACUGCGGGGUGCACACGGAAGACCUCCGCGACGGCCAGUGGAGCCAGUGGCUCGCGAGCCACGCAGCGGCAAUGCAGCAGUCAGCCGCCGACAGGGGAGGCCGCUGUGUGGCACUGCUCCUGGACCAGGCCGGUGUGGAGCUGCUCACCCUCGACACCGGUGGCGCGCCUGCACAGCGCAAGCGCCCCUGCGCCCCCAUCGCGAAGGUGCUCCUCGUUCUCGGGGGCCCGAGCGGCAUCCAGCCCGCGGUCUACCAGGGCAUGGCGGAGGUCCUGCGGCGGGCGCAGCUGGAGGUCCUGGAGAUCCGCCUGCCCGGCGGGCUGCAGCACUCCAACGUGGUCCUCGCGGACCUGCUCAUGGGCCACGACCGGGGCUUCCUGCUGCCAGCGGUGGAGGACCUCCUCGAGCUGGGCAGGCAGCAGUACGAGGAGUGGCGGGCCGCGGUGCAGCAGCACCUGGCGGCGCUGCGCGCGGAGGCGAUGCAGGGGCCCGCGCCGCUGCGGCAGCAGCUGGCUCGGCUCCGGGGCGCCCCUCGGCAGCAGCCCUCGGUGCGGAGGAGGGACCUCGACACGCAGCUGCGGUGGACGGAGGUGCUGCUGGCGCCGCAGCCGCAGGAGCGGCGGGAGCUGCCCCCCGAGCAGCAGCUCCUCGAGCUCGUCGCGGCCCACCCGCACUUGCUGCAGCAGCUGCAGCACCUGCAGCCGCCGCACGCGGAGCAGCAGCUUGCACCAGCCGGCGCCUGCACCCGCGCCUGCGCCAGCACCUGCCCCGCCAGCUGCAGCGGAUGCCGCCUCGCCCGCCUCCGCCCUGGCCGCUCCGGCGGCCGCUCCGCCACGGCGGCCGGAGGAGCCGGCCGGGCCGAGCACGCCAGCGGGGCCGGCGGCGGCCUCGGAUCCGGACCUGCUCGGCGAGGACGAGGGUGCAGCCGAGUCCGGCACCCCGUGCAACGACUGCGGGCUGGUCAGGCAGAGCGGCCGGCGCGACGAGCACGGCGACUGGUACUGCGACGCGUGCUGGCUCCUGUUCCUCGAGGAGGAGGCCGCGGAGGAGCUCGAUCGGAGCCCGCUGCGCGCGGGGUGGGCGCCGGCACGGGGCAGCGGCCCCAGCCUGGUGGGCCCAGAGGCCCUCGAGGGGGGCUCCUGCGCGGAGCAGCGGCAAGACGUUGGGGGGGGGCAGGGCCCCCUGCGCGUGGUGGCGGCGGUGCCACAGAGGAGCGAUCGCGGGCCAGUGGCCACAGAGGCCCUCAAGCACGGCGCCCACGAGGCGCCGAGGCUGGACGGCGACGUCGACUUGGGCGACUGGCGCGAGCGGGAGUGUGCAGGCUGCGGCGAGGAGAGGCUCAACGGCAGGGUCGACGAGCACGCCGACUGGUACUGUGACGAGUGCUGGUCGCGGUCCGAGGGCCCGGGCUCCCGAGGCGGCAGCGGCCAGAGUGACCGAGGCGUCCAGGAAGGAGCUGCCGCACCCGCCGCGUGCGGAGCUCUGGCAGCGCGUGCCUGGGUAUGCUCUGAUCGGCCAGCCGUGGUGGCGCCGAGCCCGCCUGACAUCGGCAAGCCAUCACUGAACACGACUGAAUGGCCGUCGCUGAGCAAUGACGCCUCUACUUUAUCGUGCCGUCGAUGGCGCAAUGGAGGGGGCAAGGCUGCAAACGAGGCCUCCGUGGGCUGAUGUCAGUGUCAGGUCGGACUGCCUGCUGCAGCAGCUGACUGCCAAUCUGCCAUGGUCGGCUGCUGCCAUAAUGAAUGUUAGACGCUUCGCGUACCCCAUCAGCCCGUCCAGACACGAUGCCCAAGCGAGUUUUCCUGAUUAGGGAUCAGUGCAAGGCCACUCGGCUGCGAUCGCGGCUGGGGCGGUGUGCGCCAGCGGCGGGGGGCCGUCUCUGGCGGUAGCUGGGGCGGUGCUCGGUGCAGCGCGGGAAGAUCGUGAACUCCGGCGCCGUCGCCCUCGACCUCGCCCUCCUCCGCAUGCCACCCGCCCCCCACCCCCUUCCCUGCAUUCCCAG
Molecule: messenger RNA, 2466 nt
Organism: Prorocentrum cordatum
Lineage: Eukaryota; Dinophyceae; Prorocentrales; Prorocentraceae
Source: the annotation of a GenBank genome assembly